Molecule: messenger RNA, 735 nt
Organism: Ylistrum balloti
Lineage: Eukaryota; Metazoa; Mollusca; Bivalvia; Pectinida; Pectinidae
Product: ring-infected erythrocyte surface antigen-like
Exons: 2
Coding region: 1-735 (244 amino acids)
Source: RefSeq, a predicted model, not a curated record
AUGGAUUCGAAAGAUACUUUGGAGAAACAGUACAACAUGUCACCUAAUCUUAAAACUGCUAAUCAGGGAAAUAAAGAAAUCAACAAUCGUGAUCGCGCUAAAAAACAGAAGGAGGAUGCAAGAUACGAACAUUUUCCUCGUCAAGACAGAGAUAUUGAUCAUCAAGGAGAUACCGCUAACGAGAAUCUCUAUCGAGGUGAACAGCUGGAAAAUCUACAAAAGGACGAACAAGAAAAUAUCAAUCAGGACGAACAAGGAAAUCUCAAAAAGGAUGAACAAGAAAACAUCAAAAAGGACGAACAAGAAAAUAUAAAAAAGGAUGAACAAGAAUACGUCAUUCAGGACGAAGAAGAGAAUCUCAAAAAUGACAAGCAAGUAAAGAGCAAUCAAGAAGAACAAGAAAAUCUCAAAAAGGGCGAACAGGAAAACAUCAAAAAUGACGAACAAGAAAAUCUCAAAAAAGACGAGCAAGGAAAUGUCAAAAAGGACGAGGAAGGAAAUCUCAAAAAGGACGAGGAAGGAAAUGUCAAACACGAAGAACAAGAAAAUAUCAAAAAAAGUGAACAAGAAAAUCUCAAAAAGAGUGAACAGGAAAACAUCAAAAAUGACGAACAAGAAAAUCUCAAAAAGGACGAACAAGAAAAUCUCAAAAAGGACGAGCAAAGAAAUGUCAAAAAGGACGAGGAAGAAAAUGUCAAACACGAAGAACAAGAAAAUAUCAAAAAGGCAAAGUAG